Messenger RNA from Trichoderma citrinoviride, 1044 nucleotides. Its product is annotated as SAICAR synthase-like protein. The coding region runs from base 1 to 1044 and encodes 347 amino acids. Gene Ontology annotation, biological process: phosphatidylinositol metabolic process. NCBI's taxonomy places the organism in Eukaryota, Fungi, Ascomycota, Sordariomycetes, Hypocreales, Hypocreaceae. Gene Ontology annotation, molecular function: phosphatidylinositol kinase activity. The record is from RefSeq and is a predicted model, not a curated record. The transcript has a single exon.
AUGCUCAAUUUUUUCUCCUUGUGGCAUUUAGAGCUGAUGCUGUUCCGACCCAACGAUUUCCUCGCCCUAAGACGAGACGUGUGGUAUCUGGACGACGAAGCCUAUGCACAGUCCUUCCAGACACAGCACAAUGUCCCGCCUCCGAGGCCUGAAGAAGACCAACGCGCCUCAAGCCUUGUCCCAAUGGGAACCCUCGGAUACAGUGGUUCAACGUUCUUCAAGACUUCGGAUGGCAAAUUCCUCAUCAAGUCAUUGGAUCGACAUUUUGAACACCAGUUUUUCAUGCAUGAACUACUUACACCGUACAUAAUCCAUAUGUGGGAAAAUCCUGGCAGUCUUCUUGUGCGAAUCACCGACCUCCUCUAUGUUCCAUAUCCUACCUUGGGCGGGUUGCUGGGCAUAGAACCGACGCACCACGUCGUAAUGGAACAUCUCCUCUAUGGCAUCGAGACGGACGGUGAUGCUGCUCGCUAUGAGACCUAUGAUCUGAAACCGGACGAUUAUUUUUUUCCCGAACGUGACAUUGCGAAUGGAAAGCUCGCACCGCAAAGCAUCAAGAACAGGCUGGUGGACCAGUUUCCAGACCGAAUUCACGUGUCGCAACAGGCGACGGAGGAACUGUUGGCUUUAUUGAACACGGACACGGAAUUCCUCGCCGACUCAAAUGUCGUGGAUUAUUCGUUAUUCCUUGUGCGUUACGCGAGAAGCGGAGAAUCGCGCUUUGACGCUUCCGAUCCCUUUUCUCCCGAAACUUCAACGGCGGACAGACGAGCAAAUUCUUGGAGAAUGGGUGUUGUCUCUGCUGAUGGGCAAUGGGUUUAUCGCGCUGUUUUGCUGGACUUCUUCUGGGCUCGACACAAACUCCGUGCUAAAGCCAUGGCUGGUCUUGUUGCAACUUUCAAUACAUGGGCUGGACAUGGCCCCAUGACAAUUACUACAGAACCUUUCGAGUAUCGGAGGCGAUUCAUGAGGAUGGUCCAGAAGCUGGUUGGCGAGAAUGGAGUCGAAGAGGAACACGAUGCUGAAAGGAGCGCGGAUUGCUGA